AUGGUAGCUCUCGUUGCGGGCUUGCCACAUCGCAAUGGCUCCAUGACGCAACUCCACCUCUUCAAUCUCGGGCUCUUUCCAUAUAAAAGUCUCCUCGUAAACCAGCGCUCGCCUUUCGGGCUCUCACUUAAUCCCCAACAGUCAGAUAUGCCAUACUAUACCCCCCCUAACGUAUUCAGACAACCUGCCAUCGUCGCACGCAAUUCAAAAUCACCUGAACCUCCACAACUAGAUACUCAUCGUCGUUCGUGGCAAAACGAUACAUCACGUCUGAAAUCACCGCUCCUAAGAAAAGCUUCAGGCGAUAUGAACGACUACUUUACCACUCAACAGCUCCAAAGUGAGUUUUGGGCCCUGCCACAAUCCUGUGACUCGCCUAAUUUUUACACCUCACUCUCGAGCGCAGAAGAUGUCAUACUGGCCUCCAACACGGCUACCGGGGAAAACUUAAAAAUGUAUACUCUCAAGGCCAAAAAUCAAACAACAGCCCAAUUGGCCGAACUACAAACUAUUUCAGUUCCAGGGAAGCCAAUAACUACGUCGAGGAUCUUGCCACAAAGUUCAAGUGCUGCCAAACAACCCACGGAACAUAACCGCUUACUUUGCACUGGCCAUCAGGAUGGUAUUGUAAAUCUCAUCUCAACCUCUGAAACUCAAGGAGGUGCCAAGAUUAUUAAACGAUUCAAUCAUGCCAAAUAUCUCAAAUCAACAAAACCAGAUUGUCUAGAUGAAUGGCUGCAACAGAAGAGGGCUUCACCCGUCAGACAAAUCAAUGACUGGAAUAAAAUGGGUUUUAUCUCGGUAAUCAAUGAAUCUUUGUUUAUCUAUGAUUUCAACCAGCACAAAUUGCCAAUAUUUCUGCAAAGUUUCACAGGCCUGGAAGCUGUUGAGGUCAACGCCGAAAACCCAAAUAUCUUAUCGCUGGUAGGUUCGAACUUUGGUGACAGUGGACUCUCUUUGCUCGAUUUGAGAUGUGGCGGUGGCCAAGGAAAACAGUAUAGUCCCGAUGUAAGCACAAACACCACUGUCAACAUUUCUAGCGCUUGCGCCUGGCUAGACGAAUACACAGUAGCUAAUGCUAUCGGUAAUAGUGUCAAACUGUGGGACAUAAGAUCCUCGGGGGUCAAAUGUACCGUAGAAGGACACAAAGGCUCUAUCAAAGCUCUAAAGUACCAUCAUGAUACUCAACGGCUUUACACUUCUGAUGAUCAAAACUAUACCAUUGCAUGGGACAUGGGAGAUUUGACCAACGUCUCAGAGUGUCAUUUGGCCACAGGGUUUCAGAGCAUAUGCGAAGACAAUAUUUCACACGUAAAGCAAUGCGGCAAUGUGGUCCUGUCGCCAAACACUUCUCCAAGCUCAUUCAAGCCUGACGUACCCGGGUCCGGUGUUUCUGGAUUCACUUUCCUACAGACCUACCAUGAUGGAUCUUUACUCACUUUAGAUUCCAGAGAGCUUGGGCUGCACACAAUAAAGAGUGUUGAAAGACCAUUUUUACCCCCUAGGAAUCCGCUGCGGCUGCAACGCAAGCCUGAAGUUGACGUUUUGGAGUCUGAUAGUACGAUGAACCAAGAGUCAAUAAUUUCCAGUUGGGACAAUGUCUCAGAAGGCACGAUUGAAGGUGAGGAGCUCACAACUCCCGCCAAAAAUCAGCCGCUUAGUCCUGUUAUGAUCAGUGAAAACACUCACAAGACUCAUAACCCAAGUAUCUACUCACUGAAAGAUUUUGAUUUGAGUGGGUCUACUAUAUAUAAUGAGCGUAUAAUACACGAGGACGUCCUCUUGUAA
Molecule: messenger RNA, 1788 nt
Organism: Lachancea nothofagi CBS 11611
Lineage: Eukaryota; Fungi; Ascomycota; Saccharomycetes; Saccharomycetales; Saccharomycetaceae
Source: the annotation of a GenBank genome assembly